CUCUUCUUCGCUUGUCGUUGCCCUCCGUACAUCACUAUCUUUGGCAUAUAUUACAUGCGUGUAAGCAUACACUACAAGGGUGAAAAAAAUGGCAGCUGACGAAUAGAGAAAAGUGUGUGGAUCUUCACUCGAUUUAUCCAGAGAAACACGGCACCUGACAAAACUUCACAGGCACAGAGGCAUACUGGUUCAACAUCCUGCGUCUUGAUUGUCAUCAUUUACGUGUCACCAUUGGUCGUCAGCGUCAAACUGUCACCAUUGGUCAUCAGUCACCAUGGGGAAAACUCCACUAAAAGAUCAGAAAGAUGGCAAAAAAGAGAAACCAGGAAGGACAGUUCCACCAACAGGUACAACUCCUGCAACAACUAAAGAUGCUUUCAGCUGGGAAGAAUAUCUAAAAGAAACGUCAGCUACACCAGCUCCGCCAAGCUGUUUUCGUCAGGCUAGAGUCCCACCCUCCAAUGACUUCAAGGUGGGAAUGAAGCUUGAAGCCCAUGACCCGAGGAAUUCCACCUCAGUCUGCAUUGCCACAGUAAUGGGCUUAACUGGGGUUCGUCUGCGUCUCCGUCUGGAUGGGAGUGACAACAGCAAUGACUUCUGGAGGCUUGUAGACUCCUCUGACAUCCAGCCUAUUGGCACCUGUGAGAAGAAUGGAGAUAUGCUGCAGCCACCGCUGGGAUUUCGGAUGAAUGCCUCCUCAUGGCCCAUGUUUCUGCUGAGAACCUUAAAUGGAGCAGAGAUGGCACCAGCAACAGCCUUUAAAAAGGAACCGCAGAGGCCCCCCCAGAACAACUUUAAACCAGGCAUGAAGCUGGAGGCCGUGGACAAGAAGAACCCAUACCUCAUCUGCCCCGCCACCAUCGGAGAAGUGAAGGGCGAUGAAGUGUUCAUCAUGUUUGAUGGGUGGCGCGGUGCCUUCGAUUACUGGUGCAAGUUCGAAUCCCGGGACAUCUUCCCUGUGGGCUGGUGCUCCCUCACUAAACACAGCCUCCAGCCACCAGGCAACAGUGUCACCCUGCCAAAGAACCCGCAGAUUCUCUCAGCGUCACCCUCCAAGCCCAGCCGACGCUCCCUGCAGUCCCCCUACAGACUCCCCAACCCUCUGCCCCUUCUGCCUGUCAGGAAGGGGGUAAGAGGCCGUCGGCCCAAGAGUGAGACCAUCGCUCUGCUCAAAGCCGUGGCAGAGGCAGCAGCUGCCCAAAACGGAGCCGUACCUGAAAGCACACCACUUGUACCCCAACCCCACAAAAAGAGAGGCCCCAAACCUGGAAGCAAGAGAAAGCCUAAGAUUCUCCAAAGCACAGCACAUCUGCCGAGCAUCCAGGUUCCACAAGAAAGCCCUCCGAGCCUCAACUCAGUGGUUUCAACAGUGUGUGUGUACGUGAAUAAGCAUGGAAACUGCGGUCCCCACCUGGACAGGAAACAGAUGCAGCAUCUGCCAGACCACUUUGGCCCUGGGCCAGUGAACGCUGUGCUGCAGCAGGUGGUCCAGUCAUGUAUAGACUGCGCAUACCAGCCUAAAGUCCUGCUGGGUGCUCUGCAGACUCAUUCAGGAGGAGGAGAGGUCGUCAGAGUGAGAACAGAUGGAGGAGUUCGUGUGGUCAAACUACCAUCAGCCUCUAGCGCUUCCUUUGUGCUACGCUUCUUGGAGACAAUGUGUCGUCACCUGCAAUGCGACAACCUGUUCAGCAGCCAGCCGUUCAGUCAUUACACGGCCUACGACAGGAACAAGUCAGUGAAAGAAGAAGCACUGGACGCUCCAUCCCUGGUUCGGAGUAGUAAACGAAGUCUCUCUGGGGUCUCUCCAACAUACGCAGCCCCUCUGUCUCCUAAACAUUUACGUGCUGAAGCCCACCCUUCAGAAGCAGAGACCCUGCCUCACGAAGAGAACGGCCUAAUAAAGGAGCAGCGCUACAUGGACUCGGCCUCCAACUCCAUGACCCCUCGACCCCAAACAGUGCGGAGUUCCUCAGAGUACCACCCCCAGGCCAGCAGCCUUUACCAUCCCGGUACACCCAUGCGCCGCCAUUCCUCUAAUCCCGCAGAGCUCAGCUCCACACAACCGCUCAGACGAGUUGAAGCCAGCUCCACCACAGGUCCUGAGGCUGUAGCAUCUGACCGGGAGAGUCUGCGGCUGCCCAGUAAAAACCCCUCCUCCUGGUCCAUUGAAGAGGUGAUGCAGUUCGUGAGGGAUGCUGACCCCACAGCAUUAGCCCCACAUGCAGAACUAUUCAGAAAACAUGAGAUUGAUGGAAAAGCCCUGAUGCUUCUACGGAGCGACAUGAUCAUGAAGUACAUGGGUCUUAAGUUAGGGCCCGCGCUGAAGUUAUGCCAUCACAUAGAGAGGCUGAAACAAGGCAAACUGUAAGAGGAGCCCCAAGCAGCCCCGUCCCUGCCGGACCCAUGAGCAAUAAGCCCUGAGAGGACCAGCGUUUGGACACUGCUCGGCGCAUGACACCACACGACUCAUGGGGCAUGCAGGGGCUACAAGUUACUCUUAACUCUAGACUCCACCUUGAGGGACUCAAUAGAUGUUACAAGCUCAUCAUGACUUCCAGAGUGGAGAAGUGUGCCGUGCAUUGCUGACACAUUACCUCAUCCCCUCAUCAGUGAACAAAAAGCUGUUCAAGUCUAAUAGACGCCAUUGACUCUAUGAAAUCCCAAAGGAAAAUAAUCCCUGUAGUGUUUACAUUGCAUAGCACAUGUGCACACGUGGACACAUUUUUUUUACUGAGAUGAAAUCUUUUGAUCCUGGUUUUGGAUCCCCAAAGAUGGAGAAUGUUUCUUCUUAUAUAAUGUUUUUAGCAUUGUUGAAUUUCCAGUUAAUAAGGAAGAGUUGAUAUACUAAAAAAAGAAAGGAAAAAAAAAAGAAUCCAUCAGAUGUUCUUCCCCAUGCUCUCGAACAGAAUUUGGAUGCUCUCUGGUUUGUGCUGUUGUAUAGUUGUUUUCACUUUUUGUUUAUUCACGUGUAUGCCUCAAGUAUGGGUAUAUCUGCCUGCCCGAAGAAUGCCUGUCAAUGCAUUCCAUGUCUUUCACACAAUGCUAGACACAAGUUUUCAUUUGCUUCAACACAAUUGUAUCAUGUUGUAUUCUUAUUUUUUUCUAACCAAACCUCACCUUUUCCUCGAGUGUCCUGCAGAAUCAUCAGCCGUGCGCUGCGGCACGCUGGAUGACAAUGAUGUGAUGUAUUAUUGUGUCUCAGCUGACACUCCUACUGGUCUCCAUGCAGUUCUUAUCAACGUUAAACCGUUUGUAUCCCAAGCUCUGAGUCAACAGACGGAUUGUUAAGGAAGUGCAAAUACGACAUUUCUAAGGGCUUUCUUUCUAUUUAGUCAUUUUAGUCAUAAUCAUUUUAAGCUCGUCAGUCGGCCUGUGACCUCAGUGUUGACACCUUUGACCGUUACAAUCACUGUUAGCAAUGAAAACAGAUAUGUACAGUUUUAUGGGUUUAACCAUGAAUAUCAGCGACAGAAUGUACAUUUUGUAGAAACUUAAUAUUUUAAGGAAAUCAUAUACAUAAGUUAGAAAUGUGAAGAUAAAAGGGGGAUGGGGAUGUGGUGAAUAUUUCACAGUGGAUUCCAUUCUGCUUUUUAAUACUUAAUGCAGCGCUUUUUAGUUGAAAUACUCCCAGUAAUAGACUUUGCCUUGCUUUACCUAUGACAUUUCUCAGGUUAAUGUGGUCUUUGUUAGUAUAAGCUUUUGUAGCAUACUGUUUAUAAUAUACUUAACAGAAUUUUCCUGUUACUCCCUUUUCUGAUUUAAAAUGACUCGUGCCAUAUGAUAUUCAACACAGGAUCGAAGUGCUGUCGGUUUCCCUCUCGCAUCUUCUUAAAAAGUACUUGAAAUAUUUGUGUUGCAAAAAGUCCCUUGUCCAUUACAUCACACCAGAUAAACUAUGUGUUUAUGA
This is a messenger RNA of Thunnus maccoyii (southern bluefin tuna), 3907 nucleotides long. Its product is annotated as sex comb on midleg-like protein 2. NCBI's taxonomy places the organism in Eukaryota, Metazoa, Chordata, Actinopteri, Scombriformes, Scombridae. Gene Ontology annotation, biological process: regulation of DNA-templated transcription. The transcript is spliced from 15 exons. The record is from RefSeq and is a predicted model, not a curated record. Gene Ontology annotation, cellular component: nucleus. Gene Ontology annotation, molecular function: protein binding. Bases 275 to 2368 code for a protein of 697 amino acids.